This is a messenger RNA of Helobdella robusta, 2555 nucleotides long. RefSeq lists its product as hypothetical. The transcript is spliced from 5 exons. NCBI's taxonomy places the organism in Eukaryota, Metazoa, Annelida, Clitellata, Rhynchobdellida, Glossiphoniidae. The coding region runs from base 110 to 2065 and encodes 651 amino acids. The record is from RefSeq and is a predicted model, not a curated record.
UGUUGAAAUUCAAGACGAAUUUAAAAUUGAUGGCAGUCAAAAAGUUGAAAAAGAUGUAAUAAUUCGAAAACCUCAAGCCAAACCCGAAUCUCCAGUUGAGACUACCGAUAUGAUCGAAGAAUGGGAGACUUUAAUAAAAACAGAAACUGUGGUAGAAAAAGAUUUAUCCAUAGAUAUAGAAAGUCGCAAAGUAGAAAAAGAAGACGAAACUGUUCGUGAAGACAUGUAUGAAGAGUGGGAAACAAUAAUGAAAAAAGAAUUUACGAUUGAAAAAAACGAAUGUUACGAUUCCGACAAUGAAAGUGAAAUUUCAACGCAAUCAUUGUACGAAGAAUGGGAAUUUACCACAAUCACAAAAACUGUAGUAGAAGAAGAAUUUCCGAUGAAGCGAAAUAUUGUCGAAAUUAGGUAUCCUCAAAAACGCGGUACAAACAUAAUUUUCGGACAAGAAAAUAUAACUGCCACUGAAGACUCACAAACAACUCUUGCAAUCACAAAGCAAUUAAGUGGUGUAAGGGCUAAAGAUCUGAGUGAAAUUAACAGGCAAUAUACAUUCAACCAAUUUGGGUUAAUGUCUGAAACGUUUGAUAAAGAUCAUAAACGUCCGGUGUUUGAUGAAGACAUGACCGUCACAAAAAUAAAAAUAGGACACCAAGUGGUUUUGACGACACACGUCGUAUCUACUCCGGAGCCAAUCUCUGUGGAUUGGUUUAAAGAUGGGGUUAAAUUAAACGAGUCCAACAAUUAUAUAUUAACGUAUGAAAACGGUUAUUGUUUGUUAACAAUUCGCAAAUUUACCUCACGACAUAUUGGUAGAUAUUCUUGCAGAGUUCUGAAUGAAUUUGGUAUAAAUGAGUCUAGUUUAACAAUAGAAAGAGCAAUGAUAACAGACUAUAGAGUGAAAUUUGAAGACGAGGAUAUCGUAGAAAGCAGAAAACAGUUUGAAACGAGUAUCAGGAAAACUGUUGAUCAGCCAGAUUCAAUUUUGAAAAAGCCGCGAGAAACGCUGACAAAUCAAUAUACGGUAAAUGAAGAAGAGUCACUAUAUGAAACCAAAGAAUCAUGGACUAAAGUAUUCAAAGAAUAUGCAACAAGUUCAACUUCAGUCGGCUCAACAUCAUUGAAUUUGAAAGCGGCAUCAACCUCACAAUCUCCGCCAUAUUUUGAAGAAGAAAUAUCAUCAGUUACUGUUAUUGAUGGCGACGAUGCCACACUUUCUUGCAAAUUGUUUGGCGGUCCAUUCACUUCAAUAGAGUGGUUAUUCAGAGGCAGAAAGAUCGAAAAAUCGCGAGAUUUCAUGAUGUACUUUAAGGAUGAUUGUUGCUAUUUAAUCAUUAAAGAAACCAUGCCUACGGAUCGCGGACGCUAUACCGUUAGAGCCACAAACGAUUUUGGAUGGAGCGAAACACAUAUCUAUCUAACAGUAAUGGAUUCUUACGAGUUCAAUCGUACGACAACUUCUAGUAAAUCAUUGCCCAGAGUUGAAUCUGAGGAGGACAUGUACUCAUCUGGCGAGGAAACGCUAGAUACAUGGACUGUGGAAGAAUGGGUUUUCUAUGAUUACGUCAAUUACUACAAUGUUGACGUCUUCAUGAAACGAAAUCAACUUUACAUUACUAAUUAUUCUUACGUGCCUUAUGAUGAGAAAUCAUUCAAGGAAAGAAUUAGUUCCGUUAGAGCAGCCUUGACAGACACGCACAUGUUCAGAUUCCCUGUUAUAAUCAAGGAACUGCCGAUCUUGGAAGUUUUUGAAGGAAAGAAAGCCGUCAUGGAGUGUGUAGUGGAGGCAAGUCCUGAACCCGUCAUAACCUGGUUCAAGAAUGGCAAAGAAAUAACGAGCGGCGAGCACGUGAAGAUAACAUUCACAAACAACGUAUGCACUCUGAUCAUCGAACACGUGGAACUGGACGAUGAGGCCGAGUACAAGUGUGAAGCUAGGAACGAGUUUGGGUCAUCAUUCACUUGGGGUCAAAUAUACGUCGAAACCGUUCAACUGAGAUGGGGUAGAAUAAAGAACUUCAAAAUUGUCAGAAAGAAGUCCGAACUGGCUUCAUUGACGAAUUGAAAUACGUUUGAUUGGAAAAGUGAUUGAUUGAAUGAAUGAAUGAUGGUUAGUUGAUUGACUGGUUUACAACCGGAUUUCAUGCAACUCAAAACCUUUUAGUGAUGAAUAAUCGAAUUUUUUUGUUUGACCCAAUGUAGAAAACUCAAUUUUGAAUUUCAUCAUACACAUUUUUUUCAUUCAAUUUCAGAGCAUGAUGAAUUUUUUUAGUUGCUUAUAAUUGUGAUUGUAAAUUUUAUUAUCAUCACGCUCUGGCCUGUUCACAUUGACAUUCAAUUUUCUAUCUUUCUCCAAAUUUGCGGCUACGCUAAAUGUUUUUACACAAAAAUUAUAAAAUUGUCAUUGAGCACAAUUCAAUAAACAAUCGUUAAAUAAAUUAACUCAGCACCAAUUGUAAUUAUGGUAAGCAUUUUUCAUAUUAACAUUAAUCAAAAAACCAUUUUUUAUAUAACGUUAUAUAGUAUUUUUUAUAAUAAACGUACACUAAUUUUAA